This is a messenger RNA of Triticum aestivum (bread wheat), 994 nucleotides long. RefSeq names its product dehydration-responsive element-binding protein 1A. Gene Ontology annotation, biological process: regulation of DNA-templated transcription. The transcript has a single exon. Lineage: Eukaryota; Viridiplantae; Streptophyta; Magnoliopsida; Poales; Poaceae. Bases 116 to 826 code for a protein of 236 amino acids. The record is from RefSeq and is a predicted model, not a curated record. Gene Ontology annotation, molecular function: DNA-binding transcription factor activity; DNA binding.
AACCACCCCGCUCAAAUUUCUCAUCGCAGACCAAAACCACUUCACACUCGAUCAACCCAAGAGCACCCAGGACCUCCAAGCCGGCCAAGGAACAGAGCAUCGAAGGAAGAAGAAGAUGUGUCCGAUCAAGAAGGAGAUGAGCGGGGAGUCCGGCUCGCCGUGCAGCGGGGAGAACUUCUACUCGCCCUCCACGUCGCGGGAGCAUCAGCAGGCGAAGCAGGCGGCGUGGACGUCGGCGCCGGCGAAGCGGCCGGCGGGGCGGACCAAGUUCAGGGAGACGCGGCACCCGGUAUACCGCGGCGUGCGGCGCAGGGGCAAUGCCGGGCGGUGGGUGUGCGAGGUGCGCGUGCCCGGCAGGCGCGGGAGCAGGCUCUGGCUCGGCACCUUCGACACCGCCGAGGCCGCCGCGCGCGCCAACGACGCCGCCAUGAUCGCGCUCUCCGCCGGGGGCGCGGGCUGCCUCAACUUCGCCGACUCCGCCGAGCUGCUCGCCGUGCCGGCGGCCUCCUCGUACCGCAGCCUCGACGAGGUCCGCCACGCCGUCGUGGAGGCCGUCGAGGACUUCCUGCGGCGGGAGGCGAUCGCCGAGGAGGACGCGCUCUCGGGCACCUCGUCGUCCGCGCCCUCCUCCCUCACCGACGACGAGUCGUCCUCUUCCCCGCCCGAGGACUCGCCGUUCGAGCUGGAUGUCCUGAGCGACAUGGGCUGGGACCUGUACUACGCGAGCCUGGCGCAGGCGAUGCUGAUGGCGCCGCCUUCUUCCAUGGCCGCGGCGCUCGGCGAUUACGGCGAGGUCGAUGUGCCACUCUGGAGCUACCAGAGCUAGCUAGCUAGUUCGCGCCAGUUCGAAUAUUUUACCUUUCUUUUCUGUCCGUCGUCUUGGCUUCCGAUCGAUGCCAAAAAUUUGGUGCCGCUGUAGGGUCACUGCUUGCAGUUUCUGGUAAUGUGAUGGUGCGAAUUGGGGAAACAGAGCAUGGCUUAUUGGUUUUUGACU